AUUGAAUAAUAUUAAAUUGUGAAUUACGUUAUCAUAAAUAAAAUUAAAAACGUAUUAGAAAUUAUAAAAUAUAUGUGUAAAUAGAUUAUUUCAUAAAAAUAAAGCGGUAAGUGUUUUCGGUAUCCCGAAUUUCGUCUCCGCUUUUUGGCGAUAGAUCGAUAACUGUAAAUAUAUAUAUCAUCAAAAUGCGCAAAAGUGAAUUGAAGUGAAUCAAAUACAAUGUGUUAGCGCGACAAUGUGCGGUGUCACUGUGUAUGUGUGUUCUCUGCUCGGUCGGGCGACCCGGUGAAGAUGGAAACGUUCAGAUGAUCGAGGAGUCAGCCGCGCAAACCACGCAAGCGGCUUAUAGGGCGCAUCAUGCAGGUGUUCGGCGAAUGGGCGCAAGUUGAGGUGGUGGAACUAGUGAACGAUGGCUCGGGUCUCGCAUUCGGCAUCGUCGGCGGUCGAUCCUCCGGCGUCGUCGUCAAGAGCGUGCUGCCUGGAGGUGUGGCUGACAGGGAUGGCCGCUUACGCAGCGGUGACAUGCUGCUUCGUAUUGGCGCGGUGUGCGUCGUCGGAAUGUGCGCCCGGCAAGCCGCAGCGGUACUCCGGCAGUGCGGGGCCUGUGUGCGGUUGCUGGUUGCACGGCCCGCACACAGUAACACGUUGCAACCGACAUUACAAUCUCUCGGUGCGUCUCAGGCUCCAAUCGUACCGUCACGUCUACUAGCUGAUCCCAUAGAGCUGGAGCGGGGCUUAGCUGAGGCGGGACAUGAUGGGUUCGGGGCACUAUCCGAAGACACAACUCCUCCGUCACCACCACCCACGAUAAUCGAGGAAAGAUUGCACCAUCGGCCUGUAGCGUCAAUAGUGGCAGUAGUACCACGGGGAGCUCUUGCGCCGUCACCUCGUCCACCACCACUAAUAAUUACUUCGGAACCCCAGCCACCACCUCUUAGGUUACCGUUGGACAUGGCGGUGCGAGGCACGGGAGAACCGGAGACGUUAAGUUACGAAGUUGACCUCAAUAAGGACUCAGCUCUUGGUCUCGGUAUCACCGUGGCAGGAUACGUCUGUGAGCAAGAGGAGUUGAGCGGUAUAUUCGUGAAGAGUAUCAGCGCCGGCAGUUCUGCAGACUUGUGUGGCAAGAUCCAAGUCAACGACAGGAUUGUUGAGGUGGACGGCGUGUCGCUACAUGGUGUUACGAAUCACAGAGCGGUUGCCUUGUUACGCGAUUCUAGAGGACCUAUCGUGAGAUUAAAAGCUUUAAGAUACCUUCGAGGGGCGGGAUUUGAGAGACUUCAAAAAGCAUUAGCGGCUCAGGAUGGUCGAAGAUCACCGAUAGCGCCGCCAAGCCCUUCUGUAACUUCGCUCGCCAAAUAUAGUUUUAGUGUGUACGACGAAUCAACUGUAAUAGAAGCAGAGCCAGAAUCAGAGAUACAACCGCACUUGCCAUCUCCGACCUCUCCUUCCGACGAGGCAGAGAUAGUUAUCGGACGAGAUGACGAUAUCUCAGAGCGUGAGAUAAGAAGAAUACAGGAUAAGUGGCGGGACAUCUUACAAGAAGAACCUGACUGGCCUGGUCAUCAAUAUCAAUACGAUGUCAUUGUUGGCACAAUCAUAAAAGAAAAGGACAAUGGCCUAGGGAUAUCUCUCGAAGGUACGGUGAGAGUGGUCGCGGGGAAAGAAGUUCAGGCAAGACACUACAUAAGAGCUAUUGCACCAAAUGGACCUGUCGCUAAAUUAGGCAUUUAUAAAGUUGGAGACGAGUUAUUAGAGGUAAACGGGUGGCGAGUACUAGGAGCACAUCACGUCGAGGUGGUGACGCGACUGCGCGCUGUGAAGUCGCCCGUACUGCUCGUGGUCGUGCGCAAGCGGAGCGAAACGAACAACAGAUCUGACCACAGCUUUGCGAGGAGUGGUAACAUAGGUGGUAGCCUGCAAGACCUGCUGGCACCGCCGCAGCGUCUCAUCAAAGCUAAGUCAGAGAGCUCAGUCGCGUCUCUGUGUAGUGCAACCACGGUCAUGUCAGCGGGUCACGACCAUGAUGAAUUCUGCUCCGAUGACCUUGAACGAAACAGGUCCAGAUCACUAGAGCCUUUGAGUGGGCUGGCGAUGUGGAGCGACCAGGUGGAGUACAUCCAGUUGCUUAAAGAAGACAGGGGCCUCGGGUUUUCAAUACUGGACUACUUGGACCCGUCGGAGGCCGGCAGCUCGGUGAUCGUGGUGCGCUCGCUGGUGGUCGGCGGCGCGGCGGCGGCGGACGGGCGGCUCGCGCCCGGCGACCGCCUCGUGUCCGUCAACGGCCGCGACGUGGCGCGCUGCGAGCUCGCCGUCGCCGUCGACGCCAUCAAGAGCGCGCCCAGAGGUAUCGUCACAAUUGGGGUAGCUAAACCACUACCCUGCAGCACCGUGGUAGGCGGAGAAAGGGCGAACGGUCACAGCGUGCAAAGCAGUCAGGAAUGCAUAAAUUCAUUGGCGUCUGACGAUCAAACGGGAAUGGACUCAUUUCACGAAUGUUUGCAAGAAUACGGAGAAGGUUUGGAAGUGGUUCAAAUUUGCUUAGAGCCUGAAGAGUCAUCUAUAAAAGAUGAAGAGCUAUCUGCCUUGGCUGAUAUAAGUUAUGAUGAAUAUAAAAAAGCAGACUCGUUAAAUGAUAAUAGCAAGUUUAUUUCUCUUGGAAAUAAUGAUACUGAAAAGGUUAAUGGUAUUACUGAAUUCAAAUCAGACGAUUCUUUAGACGGACAAGAAGACGAUUUGACAAUCACGGAAGAUGAUGUUCUUGUCGCUCCUAGAGAAUUAACCAUAAGAAGUAAAUCCGCAGAUAUAAAGGGCACGGAAAGUGAUAGGUGCUUAUCAAAGCAACAAAGUAAAGAUUUGUCAACGUCAGACGAAAUGGUAUUUGCAGUUACGCCGACCGGCUUAGAGAGAAUAAGCUUUGAAAAGUAUUGGAAGGAAUGUGAUGUCAAUAAAGACAAAUUAAAGAAUGACGAAAGUUGGAAAGAAUCCAUAAAUUCACCCACCGAUGAAACCGCGAGUUUUUACGACGCAACCACACGAAUUUCCGUCCAGGAGCAUAACAAUUCUCUAUUAUAUAUUGACCAUGAAAUUGACGGUUACGAAACAUGUCUCGAUGACGACUCAUCGUCUGUAAAGUGCUCGAAAAAAAACGGUCAUAAAAUUAACGGCGAUAGUGAGAUCAAAGAGUUAGGUAAACACGAUAAAAUAGUUAUUAGAAACAAAGACAACGAUUCCGGUGCCAAAACUAUUAAAGAUCAGAACACUGCCAAUGCCGAUGACGAAGUGUCGUCUUAUGGCCAUCCUUACGUAGAAGAGCAUAUAAUUAAGCAAAUGAAAUCAUUAAGAAUAGAACCUCUAAAUGUAAACAUAGGAACCAAGAAAUUGAAGAAAAAAAGUCCAACGAAACCGUCCAAGAAGGAACGUCGUUGCAUCGAAUACUAUAACGACCAAGCUGAAUGUUUACAAGAGAUACGCCAAAAGAAACUUGAAGAAGAAGAAGAAGAACAUAAAAAUAAAGAACAGCAGAUAAUUUUAGAUACCAGUCUAGUUAAGAUGGAGAAGAAAAUGCUAUCAAAGCAGCAACUUAGUGAGGACUCGAUAGAUGCUGAGCCUAACUUUGUACCAGGCUGUCAUAAAUGUUUUCUCGAAAGCUAUGCCUAUGAAAUAACUAAAGCAUAUAUAGCCGAAGCUACAGCUUGUAAAUAUUGUGAUGUAAUUAGGGAUAUGUUAGAGGUGCCUACAGUUAUAUCAAGUAGAAGACGAUCAGCACCAGCGUUAGUAAAUCUAGAUAGUCCUGGAUCUGAAACGGAAGAUGAGGAUCUCCUGGCUGUUCCUGUUGUAAAAGAUAGAAGAAAAUCUACUGGUCCGUUGAAGUUUCCAGUACCUGCUAGAAGAACUAGUCACGUGACUCCGACUAUGACGGUAACGGUGUCAUCCGGCCGGCGUGAUGGCGGCUCCGGUCAACGAUGGGGACCACCACGUAGGGUCACCCUGAGGAGACGACCUGGAGCACCAUUAGGAGUCAGCAUUGUCGGUGGAAAGGUGGAUAUCAUUGCUAACCAUAAUGGUCAAAAUGGAGAUGAAAAGGCGAUAUUUGGUAUUUUCAUCAAAAACGUCGUACCUAACAGUCCAGCGGCACUUAGUGGGGAAUUACAGACUGGUGACAGAAUCCUUGAAGUGGACGGAGUAUGCGUCAGAACAGCACAACAUGAAAGAGCCGUCGAGUUGAUCAAAGCCGCGCGGGAUAUCGUUACGUUGACUGUCCAGAGCUUAGUAACUUGGAACACGGAUUCAUCAGACGUAGAGGCGUCACCUCCAACCGUGUCACCUCCGCGACCGAGUAUUAAAAAGACGCCCGCGCCAAAACCUCCAAAACAUGAUAUAAAGAUAACAGUAACAGAGCCCGAAGUUGAAAAGGAGUCGCCAAAAGAAGAGCAGAACGGGAAACCAGAAGAAAAACCAGUAAAUGGAGAGGCAGUACCUUCAAAACCAGUGUAUUCGGAUUCUGAAAGCAGUGAUGAAGAGGACGAAAGAGAGUUACAAGGAAGGACUUAUUCAGAAAAGGGAGUCGAGAUCGAUCGUGCUUCUGCGGGUGCUAUUAAGCGUAGCAGAGAAGAGAAAGAAGCUGAUCCAGAAGAAGAGGACGACUUCGGCUACACUACAAAUAAAAUCAAGAAGAAAUAUGCAUCUCUCGGGGAUAGUGUGGUGGUCGUCAAGUUGGAGAGGACCCCGAAAGCUGGACUCGGUCUCAGCCUCGCGGGUCACAGGGACAGGAGUCGCAUGGCUGUGUUCAUAUGCGGCAUGCACCCAGCUGGCGCGGCGGCGAAAUCGUCACCGCCUAUCAAAGUCGGUGAUGAGAUCUUGGAGGUGAACGGCAUAGUACUGUAUGGAAGAUGUCAUCUUAAUGCGUCCGCUAUCAUCAAAGGUCUUGUAGGGCCCGUCUUCAAAAUCAUCUUGUUGAGACGAAAGGCGGCCUUAGAAGAUGUAGCAGUAAAACCUCUUACACAGUUUCCUGUUGGACUCGACGAAGAGGCGGACGACAGGUUCGCUGGCUACAAAGGCGUACGAGACAUCACUGUAAAAAAGGGUGCUACUGGGCUGGGCAUAAUGAUAAUAGAAGGGAGACACACAGAUGCUGGUCGUGGUAUUUUCGUUUCCGACCUCCAAGAAGGUAGCGCUGCAGAACAGGCUGGCUUGAACAUUGGAGAUAUGAUACUUGCUGUAAAUAGAGACUCUCUUCUCAGCUGCAGCUAUGACGCCGCAGCAGCCAAAUUGAAACAAACUGAAGGAGUAGUCAUAUUGACAGUAUGUACUCCAAAUAUGAAAGACCCGGCUGAUAAGACUGAUGAAUCAGCAUCGGGUGCUUCAGGUUCUAAAAUGGAUACAUCUCGACCGACAACACCAAAGCCAGCGGCUUCGCCAGCCAAACCGGAACCCCCACCAGAUCCAGCAACAGCACCAAUAAAACCUAAUCAAGAUACAGUAAUAGAAAUUAAUACCAACAACGAUGUCCUCGGUAUAGCAUUACUGGGUGGAAGUGAUACUUUUAUUAAUGGUCCAGCAGCUGUUAUAUUGGAAAUAUUCAAGAAUGGCAUGAUAGCGAAGGACGGUAGAUUAAAAGUAGGCGAUCAGAUCAGAGAAUGCAACGGCAUCACGAUAAACAAAGAUAUGACAUACGAGAGGGUCUGUUUGUCGAUCAAGCUAAGAAUGCCUAAGAUGAAAAUGACAGUUUACCGUCCCGACCCGUUGCAGUACGAAGAGGUGGAGGUGGAGUUAACGAAGAAAUCUGGUCGAGCGUUUGGCCUGAACUGCGUGGCUCCGCUGGAGGGUGGUGGAGUUUAUUUAGGAGAAUUGCUCCCAGGUUCUCCAGCUGAACUGGACGGCAAGCUGCAAAGAGGAGACUUUUUAGUAGCAGUUGAUGGUAAAGAUAUAUCCUCAGCUGAUCCCAUAGCCAUAGCCACCAUGUUAAAAUUGUGUAGCAACAAGAUCACACUUAAAGUUAAGCGAUUCAAAGUAGUCCCUAGAUAAUUGUGAUAAGGUGCCGUUUGAAAUAAAUAGGUCUGACAUUAACUACGUUGAAGGAAGUUAGGGCUUAUUACAUUCAUAGUUAUAGGGUCAUAGUAAUAAAGGAAUUUCUAUCAGUUCUAAGGAGGUUUUAGUUUGUUUUUUUUUAGUCACACGAAUAUCGUCUUUAUUUUAUCGUGAUAUAUCAAAUUUGAAAUACAAUUCAAUUGCAGAUUUAAGAUUGCAUUACAGAAAACAUUUGUCGAAGUUAUUAGUUCUUGAAAUUAUGAUUUGAUUAUUAUCAAAUAUCAUUCUUAAUAAUAAAAAUAAGGUCACUAUUAAUGAAGUCAUGAUUAAUAAUGUAUGAAUCCAAAAGUCACAUCAACUAUAGCUCUAUGACAAAAUCUUUGGGGCAUGUAACAAAUAACUUCCUUAAUUUAAAAAAAAAACAUUGAAAGUUGUGAAACGUGUUUUUUUUUAUAACUUAUUAUAAAGGAUGGAUAUUUAAGAUGGGCAGAUCUUGUGUUGACAUUUUAUUUGUUAAUAUAGAAGAAUAUUCUUUGAAAUGUAACUGAAAAGCUGUACAUUUAACUCAGUAUAGUUUAGACGAUACGAAAAACAUAGGCAGACACAGACAGACAAAGAGACAUAAAAGUUUCUUGUGCGUUUUUAUUGUGCCGAUUUACCGCAAUAUAAUUUCAUUAUAUACCAUAAUAUAUACUUUCAUAUUAGUAUAUAAAUAUUAAAGACUAUUAUGUCGCUUUGUCUAGUAUGUUAUUGAUCGUAAAUCGAUAUAUAUCUAGUAUUUAUCAUACCCUAUCUUAAAUUUACAUUCCAUAUAAUAUCCUAUUUACUUCAAAGCAUGUUUUAGAUCGUGAAGUGGCUAGACAAUAAGGUAUUUGGAUAACUAACAUUAUUAUAUUAACAUUUUAACGAAAAUCCAAAAAAAAAAAAAAAUAUUAAACAUUUUUUUAAAUUUCGAACUAUUUUCAUUAUUAUCGAUGAUAUUUCAAAAGUCAAAACUCAUAAUUGUAGUUUAAAGAUUUUCAAUAAAAAUAAAAAUUUUAGUCUUAAAUUAGUCAAGAUAAAGUACCAAACUAGUUUUUAGACAUAUUUAUUCGUAUAAGCUUUUACGUAAUAACAUCAUUGAGACUCAGUAUUGUUGGUUUAUCGGAUUAUACAAUUUAAUAAUAGGCCGAUAUGACCCUUAAUUUUUAGUAAUUGUAAAGGUUAUUUCAAUGAUUAUUUAAGAAAUGUUUUUAUAUGUAGCUGGCAAGUUUAUAUAUUAAUUUAUAAAAUAUAAAUAUAAUUUACACGAUUUUACGAUUCUUCAAAUCCCCAUAAGAACUGCUUUUGAUAUAAUAUUCUAAAUAAACAUUAUUAAAUUAAAAAAAAAAAAAACAAAAUUAUUCUCGAAUAUAUUUUAAUCUCAAAUCUAAAGUUUUACAAUAAAAUUAUAUAAUUAAUAAAUAUAUAAAAAAAAAAAUAUUUAAAUAUUUUACAUUUUAUUAUAAUUUUAGUUUUUUUUUUUUUGUAAUCACUUUAGGCUCUUACUUUUUAGUCCUUCGUAUCACUAAGUAUUUAACAAAUAAAAAAAAAUAGCAACAUUUAAAAAUCUUUUUAACUUGCCAGUUAUAUUUAGUUAAUUUAUUUAUUAAAACUCCUCUAGUCUGCCCUUAUCUGAAUAGUAUUUGGUCGUUUAAUCUAUAAAAUAAUUCAUCCUGUGCCCUUUAAUAGAAAGCUAGUUAGCCUUUAAACAAUAUAGCCUAAUAUCAUUUAGAAUUAACUUAGAAAAAAAUAUUUAUUGCAUAUUCCCAUGUAAAUCGUUUAUCGCAAAUUUUAUUCCUUUUUAUUAAAUUAAAGUUAUUUUUACUCGACUACGGUCUACGACCAUAACUUUUAUUAUGUAUAAAGGAAAUUUUAAUAGAUUUUGAAUAGCAACAUAAAUAAUUAGUAAUAUAGAAUAAAUAUAUAUGACAUUUAAUUUAUUACACCGUGUACUGUUUUAAUUACAAAACAAAUCUAUUAAAAUUAACUUUUUGACAUAACAAGUACAAGAUGGCGUUCGGUAGCCAUAUUGCAAGAUAUUCAAAUGGCGAUUAUCAGUCAAUAGUCGGGUUUUUAUUAAUAACUUGUAGUGUGCUUGAUCAUGUUUGUAUAUAUUACUUUAAACCAGUAAUAAUAUAGGUUUUGUCCUAACAAUAUAACUUCCAUUACAAUUUUCACCUGAUCUAUCAGGUUUAGAUUUUAGUUAAUUCUGUAAAACCUUUAAAUAUUCAAUGUUAGAUGUAAUAAAAUUUUAUGCGAAUAAAA
Molecule: messenger RNA, 8316 nt
Organism: Nymphalis io (European peacock)
Lineage: Eukaryota; Metazoa; Arthropoda; Insecta; Lepidoptera; Nymphalidae
Exons: 36
Coding region: 358-6027 (1889 amino acids)
Molecular function (GO): protein binding
Source: RefSeq, a predicted model, not a curated record